AUUUAAUUCUGUGUGAGAUUGUUGUCAACAAAAUCACGACAUGCAGAUUGCAACAUGCAAACGAAUCGAAACUUCUUGAAAAUAUGUAUAUACCUAUUCUAUUUGUUAGUUUAUUUCUGUCAGUCGUCAGCCAUAAAUGUUCGUGCACGCUGUGCACGUGAGUGAUAUUUUAUUAAAAACACUAAACAUGAAUGAAACAUAUUUAGUAGGAGAAGAAAAUUCCGUUCCAAAAACAACAAUUACUACUGAUAGCAAUGACAGUAAUGUCAAACCAAAAUGCAACACAAGCAUUCUAUUUGCUUGUACAUGCAUAAUAACUGUUGUUAUCAUUGGAGGAUUUAGUUUCUUGUUUGGCCCAUUGAUUCUAAAUAGAACAUAUCCUCUCUAUAGAUUCUCACCAUCACAUAUAACUGUCCAACAUUAUCGUCUCCGUUUAGAACCAAACUUUUCAUUAAACCAGUCCAAUCAAUCUGAUUUUCAUGGACGUGCAUCAAUCAUUCUUCACAGUGCGAGAAGAAUAAAUGAAUUACGUUUAAUAUCUCAUGAUUUACACAUUGAAAAAAUUAAUCUCACAUUGAGGAAUCAAAUCAAUUUAGCUCACGAUCAAUCACUGACUCAUUUACCGUCUUUGAAACAGAAUGAAACUGGACGGAGUUAUCAUAUUGGUAAAGUUACACACAUUCAAAUUGAGAAAAUCUAUGAAAUUUGGUAUUAUAAUCACAAGGAACUUAUAAUACUGCUUAAGAAACCUUUAGAAGUUGGUGAUUAUAUGAUGGACAUCCAUUAUUCAUCACAAUUUCAUCCAUUAGGAUUAGAAAGAACAACUUAUGAAGAAAAACAAAAUGGUGUAAAUAAAACUAAAUAUUUGAUUACUAUGAAUAGUGUCUCAAGAGUGUUACCAUACUUUGACAACAAUCAAAAAAUUAAAUUUGAGUUGUCUGUUAGAAGAAAAACAGAUGCUGCGUGUUUUACGAAUGUUCCUUUCAGGGAAAUUGAACCAAUUAAAUCUGAUGCUGGAUAUCUUUGGGAACACUUUAAGACUACGCCACAAAUACUCCCAUCGACUUUGGCCAUUGUAAUUGCAGAUUAUAAAAGUGUGAAUGUGUCAACAUCAUCGUCAGUCUUACUAAAAUUGUUUGCACCAAAAAAGGACCACGCACAACUGUCUUAUGCUCGUCACAUUUUUCCAAAGAUUUUUGAAUAUUUUGAAAGAUACUUUCAAAUGAAAUAUCCUCUUUCUAAAUUGGAUCUACUUCUUGUGGAUGAUGCAGUGACACCGUUAACUUCUAAACUUGGAUUGAUCACUUUGAACAGUGAAUAUUUACUUAUGGAUAUCAUCGAUGAUCACAUAGAAAAUCGUAGAAAGAUAUUUUAUGCAAUUAGUGAAUCAGUUGCGCUUCAAUUUUUGCAAAUUAAAUUAAAUUACAACGAAAAUAAAGAACUUUUGCAGGCAUUUGCUACAUUUUUAGCAUACAAUGCAGAAUAUAUUUUAAACAAUCAAGUAAGGAAUGAUGUUGAUCAAAUCGAAUCAAACUGGAACCGAGAAGAAUAUUUUAUCGAAAAAUAUCUAGAAAACAGUCUGGAUAAUUACGGCAGUAACAAAGAAUUAAAAAUGGCUUGUGUAUUGAGAAUGAUCAAUUACACGUUGAAUGAAAAUGUUUUUCAAAUGGGAUUGAGUACAUUUUUGCUAAAUUCAAAUGAAGAUUUUUGGGAAUCUGCACAAAAUUUACACUUGAGAGGAAACGCAACGACUAAAGAACUUUUACUAUCGUGGUGGAAUAAUCCUGGUUAUCCAAUUGUUACCAUAACAAGAACAACUGGUUGGAAUGUUCUAAUUGAACAAGAAUCAAUUAUUGCAGAAAAUGUAAAACACGAUUUGUUUACAAUUCCUUUGACUUACCUAUCAAAUCAAAACAAUGUUAGCCUCAAACAAGAAUUUACUUUAAGCAACAGGCAAAUAUUGACAAAUUUGUUUGUUCCACAAGACGAUUGGAUAUUGUUAAAUUAUAACCGCAUUGGAUAUUACCGUGUAAACUACCAUAAGGAAAAUUGGUAUAAACUAAUUAAACAAUUAGAAGAGCAACCGUCUGUCAUACCAGUAAUUAAUCGAGCGGCGUUGAUAAACGACGCUUUUGCGCUCGCUGAUGAAGGCCUACUGCAAUUUGAAGUGGCGUUCGAUUUAAUAAAUUAUUUACGCCGUGGUAAUGAAAGUAAUUACCUGCCGUGGAGGGCUGCAUUAGACGCAAUUAAUCGACACGCAGCUGUGUUUUUAGAUUCUUCACAAUACGGAAUAUUUAGAAAAUUUAAAAUUGAUUUAUUAAGUCAUCUAUGGCCUAUUCGUCUUCGUUUAAAUACUAAGCUUACCCAGAUGAUUGAAACAGAACUCUGUCAAAUGCAAUAUAAACCGUGUAUUCAUUCAGCUUUGGAGUUUUAUGAUACGUAUAAAAAUCGCAGAGAUGUUGUGAUUCCUCAAUGGGUAUAUUGCACGGUUUUAACACACUCACAAGAAGAUGUUUUUGAUUUGUUGUACCAACGAGUGAAACAAUCUGGAAAUUAUAAUGAAAUACGUGUUUUGCUACAAAGUCUGACGUGUACAAAAAUUUCUUGGAAAAUUAAUAGUUUAUUGGAGGAGAGUUUUGAUAAUAUAAAUUAUGCGAAAUAUAUUUGGGCCGCCAUGGCUAAGUCAUCAAUGAGUCGAUUGACGGGAAUAGUAUUUUUGGAGGAAUCACCUAUUGGUGAUGGUAUUAAAUCAGCGAACGAAUCUAUAAGUGGUGAAGGAACCGAAGUAUGGAAAAUUGUAAAUGAUGAAUUUUUGUCUUCGAUGUCUACUACAACAAAUCUAAAUAAGAUUAUUAAGAUAUCUGCAAAUUUGAAUCACGUCCUGCAAAGAAGAUUAAAUAAUACAAUUGUACUAGUGAAUAAGCAAAUUGAAUGGUCAAAACAUUAUUUAUCAAGUUUUGUAGAGGAAUUAUCAAAGGAACGUUAUUAAUGUUUAAUGUUACAAAUGUUAUAUUUAUUAUGUUAUGUUUAUAUUAUAACAUUUUUCAAUAAAUCGCUUUACAAAUUA
Molecule: messenger RNA, 3067 nt
Organism: Dalotia coriaria
Lineage: Eukaryota; Metazoa; Arthropoda; Insecta; Coleoptera; Staphylinidae
Product: aminopeptidase N-like
Biological process (GO): peptide catabolic process; proteolysis
Cellular component (GO): cytoplasm
Molecular function (GO): metalloaminopeptidase activity; zinc ion binding; peptide binding
Source: RefSeq, a predicted model, not a curated record